Molecule: messenger RNA, 2489 nt
Organism: Hevea brasiliensis (rubber tree)
Lineage: Eukaryota; Viridiplantae; Streptophyta; Magnoliopsida; Malpighiales; Euphorbiaceae
Exons: 14
Coding region: 16-2235 (739 amino acids)
Source: RefSeq, a predicted model, not a curated record
ACGACAAUCUAGAAUAUGGACAAGUCAUCGCGCUUCAAGUGGAUAAGCUAUUUGCAAGGAGUAACCGCCACCUUAACCGAGACCCCAUCCUACUAUCGGAUCGGUUCGGUCUGGGUAUAUGAAGGGGCCCGAAUCUUUCGACGGGCUCGAGUCCAGCCCAGAACAUCUUGGCAACGUAAUAGUUCUAUACUGCUUGCACUUCGCAGAUCAGAGACGCGAGCAGGAGUGGAGAGAAGAAAGGUGAGAGGAGAAAGGGUACUGUUUCACCGGGGAUUGAAGAUGUCGACGGAGUAUAAAGAUUGGAAUGAAAUUCACGAUUGUGUGCUCAAAUUGAGAGUGAAUCCUCGAAGACGAAGGGAGAAGGUUUACAUAGGCUGUGGGGCUGGGUUUGGAGGUGACAGGCCAUUGGCAGCACUUAGGUUGCUUCAAAGAGUUAAGGAGCUUAACUAUCUUGUGCUUGAAUGCUUGGCUGAGCGCACCCUUGCUGAUCGUUAUCAGGUUAUGGUGUCUGGUGGUGAUGGCUAUGAUUCUCGCAUCUCAGAUUGGAUGCGUUUGCUCCUCCCUUUGGCUGUAGAAAGAGGAACUUGCAUAAUAACAAACAUGGGUGCAAUGGAUGUGCUUCAUGCUCAAGAGAGUGUUCUAGAAAUUGCCAGCAAUCUGGGGCUAAGUGUUUCUGUUGCUGUGGCUCAUGAGAUUUCUUCCAAUAAAUCAGGUAUAGGAUCUCCACCUAUGAAAUCAAAUGUUACAGAAGGUGGUGUUAGCACGUAUCUGGGAGCAGCACCUAUUGUUGAAUGUCUGGAAAAGUAUCAACCUAAUGUUAUAAUUACUUCGCGAAUUGCUGAUGCUGCCUUGUUCUUAGCACCAAUGGUUUUUGAAUUGGGUUGGAAUUGGGAUGACUUAAAGGAGCUAGCUCAGGGAUCCUUAGCUGGGCACCUCCUAGAGUGUGGUUGUCAACUCACAGGUGGAUACUUCAUGCAUCCAGGCGACAAAUAUCGAGACAUGUCUUUCUUGUCUCUACUGGAUUUGUCACUUCCUUAUGCAGAAAUAAGUUUUGAUGGGCAAGUUUGUGUAGCAAAGGCAGGGGGCAGUGGUGGGGUAUUAAAUUUCAGUACUUGUGCUCAACAACUUCUUUAUGAGGUUGGAGAUCCAGGCGCUUAUAUCACACCUGAUGUGAUAAUUGAUUUUCAGGAUGUUUCAUUUUAUCCAUCCUCAAGUUCUUGCAUUCUCUGUGCUGGAGCAAAACCAUCUUUAGGAUCCAGGCCUGAUAAACUCUUGUGUUUGGUUCCAAAGGAUUGUGGUUGGAAAGGAUGGGGAGAGAUAUCCUAUGGAGGGCAUGAAUGUGUGACUCGUGCUAAAGCUGCUGAAUAUCUAGUAAGAUCAUGGAUGGAAGAAGUAUGUCCAGGUGUUAGCUGUAAUGUAGUUUCAUGUAUUAUUGGACUUGAUAGCCUGAAGGUCUCUAGGAUUAAUGAUAACACUUCAUCAUGGACCACUAAUGGGGACAUAAGGCUACACAUGGAUGGAUUAUUUGAGUUGAAAGAGCAUGCAGUCCUAUUUACAAGAGAGUUUACAGCAUUGUAUACUAAUGGACCAGCUGGUGGUGGUGGUAUCAGCACUGGAUAUAAGAAAGAGAUAGUUCUCGAAAAAAAGUUGGUUGGGCGUGAGUGUGUUUUCUGGCAGACUGGGGUGAAGUCCACCAAAGGAAUGAGUUCAGAGAAGGAAGAAAUUGGCCAUGGGAAUGUGGUGAAAAUGCAUGUUCUGCAUGAAGCUCUGUUACCACUAUUUCCAAAGGAUAAUGUGGAUUCGUCUUGUGUAGAAUAUUCUUUGCCUGUAAUUAAGACCUCCCCUGCUCCAUCAGGUCACGAGAUCCCACUUUAUACUGUAGCUCAUAGCAGGGCCGGGGACAAGGGAAAUGACUUGAAUUUUUCAAUCAUACCACACUUCCCUCCGGACAUCGAGAGAUUGAAGAUGGUUGUGACACCCCAGUGGGUAAAGGGAGUUGUCGCAGCUCUUCUAAAUACUUCUUCAUUUCUGGACUCAGAAGCUAUCAUGAAGAGAGACAAAUGGGUCAAUGAAUAUGUAGAUGUGGAAAUAUAUGAAGUCAGGGGAAUCCAUUCUUUGAAUGUUGUGGUACGAAACAUUCUAGAUGGUGGUGUCAAUUGCUCUCGGAGGAUUGACCGGCAUGGAAAGACCAUCUCAGAUGUUAUACUAUGUCAGCACGUUGUGUUGCCUCCAUGACGAGUGAGUUUUCACCCGCAUCAUCUUUGCUUUCCCUCAAGGAGCAAGUUGUCGAUAGCAAAUUUGCAAUGCUCCUGUUUACCUUUGUUAUUCUUUUGGCAUGUUUUCUCAACUUUUUCAUGGAAGAAAUGUAUUUAUUUAAAAAAGAAAAAAAAAGAAUUGUACUUUUUAGACUAAUCUAUGCGAACAGCUAUUAAAAAGCAGAUUAAUUAGUGUUUGGAUCUUUUUCUUUGGUCAAAGUUGACAUUCCAAUA